CGUGCUACACCACGCUAUUUCGUGGCACGCCCCCAUCAUGUCUGCUCUGUAAGUGAAACUCGGUUAAAUGCUAACAAAACUCGUCGGAAUUCUCUGGCUUUGUUGAGUGUUUUCCCACUCUGAACCGAGAAUUGCAAAAGAUUGCUUUCCGAACCGUAUCUCCUUUCCAAGGGACCGCUGUUCAUAAUGUUCACUCGUAUCUUAGAGAUUAUCUUUUUCUUUUAUUUUGCCUCACAUAUCCCAAUUACGCUGUUCAUUGAUCUCCAAGCAUUGCUGCCGGAACACAUUUAUCCGCAGACCCUGAAAGACUUGUUACAGUGGUAUGCCGCUGAGUUCAAAGACCCGAUGAUGCUGGAUCCGCCGGUUUGGUUCAAGUCCUUCAUUUUCUGCGAGGUCCUCGUGCAAAUGCCAUUCUUUCCUGUCGCGACAUACGCAUUCUGUAAAGGCGGCUGUAGGUGGAUCCGAACCCCUGCCAUCAUCUACUCUGCCCAUGUGGCCACCACGCUAAUGCCCAUCCUUUCCUACAUCCUGUUCCACGAGUUCCCCGUUGCCCCGCACCCUGGACCCCAGACCCCGGGAGAGCGCCUCACAUUGGUCUCCAUCUACGCCCCCUACCUUCUGAUACCCAUAAUGCUCCUCUUCACCAUGCUGUUCAGCCCAGCGUACAGUCCUGCCCUGCAGGCCAGGGAGGGCAAGAAGCUGCAGUGAGAGCCAGCGAUCCUUUACGGCUCGUUCAUACUUCGGCGACAAAGUCAGAGCUGACCGAAAUUCAGAGAAAGUGCAUUUUGUUUCUAUAGCAACCGCCUUCUCCUCAAACCCGUCCAUUUUGGCAGUUAGCCAUGUAAACAACGCAUCUUAAUUCUUAAAAACAAGUAGCCUAUUAAACUAGUAUUUUUGUCUUCGUUUCAGUCCAACCAAUCACGGCUGCGCUGUCACUUAUGAUUGGCGUCUGUGACCUUGCAAAAACCUGCAGGUAAAGGACGGCUGUCGCCGACACACAGAAUGUCGGCUUCACAUCAAAAGUGCCAAAUUUGCAUCAUUUUUGUUUGCGGACAUGUCGCACACACUUUGCGCUGACGUAUAAAUUAGCCUUAACCCGAUAGGGCAGUGGUAGCCAACCCUAUUCCUGCUGAUCUACGAUUCUAUAGGUUUCCAUUUCAAUACCAAUUUUGACUGUACCUGACUACUAAUUAGCAGCUCAAUGCAGAUCUUCAGGUGUUAAAUGAGGUGCGCUUUGUUCCCGAAAAUCGACAGGACAGUAGAUCUCCAGGAAUGGUUACCAUUGCUUUAGGGUGUGAGAUCACAAAUACCAGAAAUAUCACAAAGAUCAGAGUGUUAACUGAACAUUUGAAUACUGAUGUAACAAUCACUACUGGUAACUGAACUCUAGAACACUGGCCUAGAAUUUUUUUUUAAACAUUCCAAGAAUUGCUGCUCUUCAAAGGGUAAAAGCAGGUCUCCGCUAAGCUGCUCAUUGAUGCUCCAGAACUGCACACGGCUGAGGACACGACAUCCUGCCCCAGCCGCGGCUUUAAUGUGGAGAAAUCGGCACCAACUCCAGGCCCUCCAUCCUUAAGCCUCGCGUCAUGUCCUCAAAGCACCUCAGAGCUGGACCACUGAUCUGGAAUCAGUUUGACCCUUUAGCUCAUAAUGGGCAAUUACGGCAUGUACAGGGCAAAUACGGUCUUUGGUCUGCUGGCCUCCUCUGAGACAAUAAUACAGUAAAUAAAGACCUUAGUCACCCUGUCUCAUAGAAUCAGUACCAGGUCCACAUGUGGGAAUAAGACUGCAGGCACUGGUGUGUUUUUACGGUUUUCUAAUGAAAUAAAAUGUGAAAUAUUAAUGUGAAA
Conger conger (European conger) is the source of this 1850-nucleotide messenger RNA. It is a transcript of the gene tmem97, whose product is annotated as transmembrane protein 97. Gene Ontology annotation, cellular component: endoplasmic reticulum. NCBI's taxonomy places the organism in Eukaryota, Metazoa, Chordata, Actinopteri, Anguilliformes, Congridae. The coding region runs from base 187 to 708 and encodes 173 amino acids. The transcript is spliced from 3 exons. The record is from RefSeq and is a predicted model, not a curated record.